Messenger RNA from Echinostoma caproni, 507 nucleotides. The record is from the annotation of a GenBank genome assembly. Lineage: Eukaryota; Metazoa; Platyhelminthes; Trematoda; Plagiorchiida; Echinostomatidae.
ACCCAAGAAAUCAUCGAAUGGGUCUAUAAUCAUCAGAUACUCCCGGAAAAUGGUAUUUUGUCACAUUUUCUAGUCCCAUCUCAUUCAGGCUACGAUGCUCAUUGUGGAUUUCGUGGCUCUUCUUAUGUUAGUCGUCUAGCUGAUCAAAAGACGAAUUCGCCCUACGAUUGCGGCCAUGUCACUAUGGCAUACAAUGCCUUAUGUAUUCUACUCACAAUGGGUGAUGAUCUUUCCAGUGUUGAUCGUCGUGGAGUAUUAAAUGGAAUCACAUCUCUGCAGUGCAAAGAUGAGCCAGGAUUGUUCCAAGCUAGCUUGAUAAGUCCUGAACGAGAUAUGCGUUUUGUGUAUUCAGCUGUGGCAAGUUGUUUCAUAUUGGACGGAUUAGAUGUUCUCGAUAAAGACGCAAUCAUAUCCUUCAUCGAUCGUUCCUAUGUGAGUUUUGCUUAUUUCGUGUUGCCGCUUAGUGUUUGCUAUCGGCUCUAUCUAUUCGUUUAUCAGACUCAAUGA